AUGACUGAGCAAUACGCACAACGCUUGCCCAACCCAUACAGCAAUUGGUCUGCCGAGGAUCCAGCACAUCCCACUUUCGUAGUGCAUGGCACCGACGACACUCCUGGCCGCAAAGCGUACUUCAUCUAUCUAGAAGCUGCCCCAGACCACGAAGAGGAUGUACGGUCCUUCAUGCGCGACAUCAACACCGGAGUGGACAAGGAGCCUGGUACGGGCCCGUGGUUUGGGACGCGCUACUCCAAAACAAGCUUCGCCAUUUUCGAGGCCUUCCCAGACGCAAAGAGACGUCACGAUCACGAUGAGGGCCCGGGCGGAACGAACUUUGCCCGCAUCGAAGAGCUGAGAAAGUGGUUGGCUCAACCAGCACAAAUUUACAGGUUAGAUGUCAUGUUCGGGAAGUUUGGAACUAUGUUUGGAGAAGAGAUGGAAGCCAUUGCGAAGUGA
Exophiala aquamarina CBS 119918 is the source of this 444-nucleotide messenger RNA. RefSeq lists its product as uncharacterized. Bases 1 to 444 code for a protein of 147 amino acids. The record is from RefSeq and is a predicted model, not a curated record. The transcript has a single exon. Lineage: Eukaryota; Fungi; Ascomycota; Eurotiomycetes; Chaetothyriales; Herpotrichiellaceae.